Molecule: messenger RNA, 841 nt
Organism: Betta splendens (Siamese fighting fish)
Lineage: Eukaryota; Metazoa; Chordata; Actinopteri; Anabantiformes; Osphronemidae
Product: isotocin-neurophysin IT 1-like
Exons: 4
Coding region: 148-618 (156 amino acids)
Cellular component (GO): secretory granule; extracellular region
Molecular function (GO): neurohypophyseal hormone activity
Source: RefSeq, a predicted model, not a curated record
AAGUGCUUUUUGGGUUUCUGGGUCACUCGCGGUAGAAAACCCGGCACUAUAUAAGACUUGCCGGCGACGGCGUGAGACCGAGAACCGGACAAUAAGCUGAGAGCGUCGACUUGAAGUGGAAGAAUCGCUGACUUUACUGCAACGAAAAUGACCGCAGCUGCCGUGUCGCUGUGCCUCCUGUUUCUCCUGUCUGUGUGUUCGGCGUGUUACAUUUCCAACUGCCCCAUCGGUGGAAAGAGAUCCAUCAUGGACGCGCCGCUGCGGAGGUGCAUGUCUUGCGGCCCCGGGGACAGGGGCCGCUGCUUCGGCCCCGGCAUCUGCUGCGGCGACGGCUUCGGCUGCCUGCUGGGCUCCGCGGAGACGGCCCGCUGUGCGGAGGAGAGCUACCUCCUCACGCCCUGCCAGGCGGGGGGGCGGCCCUGCGGGGCCGAGGGGGGCCGCUGCGCCGCCGCAGGGCUGUGCUGCGACGCAGAGAGCUGCGCCACGGACCAGUCCUGCCUCGCCGAGGAGGACGGGGACGAGCAGAGCAGCCACUAUGAGGGCGGCGACCCCGGCGACCUCAUCCUCCGGCUGCUGCAUCUGGCCGGUCACCCUUCUCCUCACCAGGGCCACCAAUGAGCUGCUCCCACGGCCCGCGGGCCCACGCGGGCCCUGUAGUUUUAGCCGAUUCCUCCCAUUUCUGUGUGUGCCAUCGUCGUCCUGACUGUGCCCUCCUCCUCGGGGGCAUUUCUGUAGAGUGCCUUUGUCUAUGUGUUUUUUUUAUGCAUGAAAAUCCGGUUGAAUGUCAACAGCGGCCGCUCAGAUUGUGCACGACGAAGUAAAGUUUUAACAGAGUAUUAAA